Molecule: messenger RNA, 2996 nt
Organism: Nicotiana attenuata
Lineage: Eukaryota; Viridiplantae; Streptophyta; Magnoliopsida; Solanales; Solanaceae
Product: ABC transporter A family member 7-like
Exons: 18
Coding region: 235-2874 (879 amino acids)
Biological process (GO): transmembrane transport; lipid transport
Cellular component (GO): membrane; intracellular membrane-bounded organelle
Molecular function (GO): ABC-type transporter activity; ATP binding; ATP hydrolysis activity
Source: RefSeq, a predicted model, not a curated record
AGGGGCACUUUAGUCUUUCAAUCAAGGGUAGUUUGGGUAUAAAGAAACAGCUGUUCCUUCCGCUUGAAAAUCCUUACAAAUGGCUUCUCUUGCAAAAAUCCAACAUGCAGUUACAACUUUUUUGAGUACACAGAAAUCGAAAUGAAGUGAAAAAGAGGAUAUAAUAUAUUUCAGUUGUUUUAUUCAGGAGUUGUAGUAGUAGUUAUUCUUUGUUACAGAGCUUGACGUCCAUCAAUGGCAAACUUUUGCACUCAAGCCAAUGCUUUGUUCCGCAAGAACCUUACUUACCAUAAACGGCAUGCAAGAUCACACUUGAAGGUCAUUUUGUUCCCAGCUAUCCUCUUUGUGUUACUUGGUGGUAUGCAAACCUACUUCAACAAGCAGGAAAGAGAGCAUUUUGAGGCCGAUAAUCCGAAUGGAUAUCCUCCCUUGUUGCAAAUCCCUUCUCCCAAAUUCCGUGCUGUCGCCACAGAUUCUAUCCAAUUUCCAGGCUUGCCUGAUGCGUCAUGCAGGGAAACUGAUUCAUGUCCAGUAACCAUACUUAUCACAGGGAGCAAUAGAAGUUUUGCAGAAAGUGUGGCUGGAAAGAUGUUCACAGAUACUCCUGAUCCAAAUUCAACUUCUGAUGUAGAUACUAUUGCAAAUGGCAUUUUUGGAAGAAAUGAUGGCCUGUCUAGUCCUCUCGUUCAUGUUCGAUCUCGAUGCUCCAAAAACUCUUCAUCAGAAGUAGCGGAAUCCGAUGUGAUAUGCGUCGAAGGUUUAAAUUUGUGGCGUAAUAGCUCUUUGGAGAUUAACACUGAGCUAUUCAAAGGAUUCAGAGAAGGAAAUACAGAUGGAAAAAUUAAUGCAUUUUUGGCAGCUUACGAUUUCUUGGAUACAAGUGGAGAGCAGUUCAAGGUCAUCAUACAAUACAAUUCUACUAAUGUGCAAGAUCAUAAUCCUCUAUUGUUAAAAAUAUCACGUUCUGAGAAUAUGGCAUCAAAUGGCUAUAUCCGAUUUUUACGUGGUCCUGCCAUAAAGAUGAAUCUUGAGUAUGUAGCUGAGAUGCCAACCCCUGCUGGCUUCCAAAGGCCACCCGAUGCACUUUCAUUUAUAAAUAUUGUCUUUUUCACAUGGGUCAUUCUACAAAUAUUCCCGGUUAUAUUAUCAUCUCUUGUUUACGAGAGGCAACAGAAGUUACGGAUCAUGAUGAAGAUGCACGGACUUGGAGAUGGCCCUUAUUGGGUGAUUUCUUACAUAUAUUUUCUUGCUAUAUCUUUAAUCUACAUGUCCUGUUACUUUGUAUUUGGAGUACUGACAGGGUUAACAAUAUUCAACCUGAAUUCUUAUGGUGUCCAGUGCAUCUUUUACUUUGUCUUCACAAACUUGCAAAUAUCUUUCGCCUUCCUGUUAGCUGCCUUAUUCUCUAAUUUAAAGACAGCAUCAGUUGUUGCUUAUACAAUUGUCUUCGGUACGGGGAUCAUGGCUUUUCUUCUUUUCCAGCCACUCGUAAAUGAUGCAUCAUUUCCUCGUGGUUGGCUUAUUGUUUUGGAAUUGUACCCUGGUUUUUCUCUAUAUCGAGGGUUAUAUGAGCUGUCCAAAUUUGCCCAAGGGGCAUUUAAAAUAGGGACUUAUGGAAUGUAUUGGGAGUACCUUAUUAGCAACGGUAAUGGCGUGAGAGAGGUUCUAAUUAUUAUGUCAGUGGAGUGGGUAGUAUUUCUGAUUUCCGCCUACUACUUGGAUCAAGUUAUAUCAUCUGGAACUGGGAAUCGCAGGAGUCCUUUAUUCUUCUUGCCGUGUUCUCAGAAGAAGCAUUUAGCAUCAUUUCAGAAACCAUCUUUUCAGAGCCAGGAAUCUAGUGUUCAAAUGGAAGACAAUGAUGUUCUCCGAGAGAGGGAGAAGGUCGAGCAGUUGUUGAAUCAGCCACAUCCCAACUAUUCUGCCAUAUGCUAUAACCUCAAAAAGAUGUAUCCAGGGAAGGAUGGGAACCCUAAUAAAGUUGCUGUCAAAGGAUUAUCUCUAGCAUUACCACGCGGAGAGUGCUUUGGAAUGCUUGGUCCAAAUGGUGCCGGCAAAACUACCUUCGUUAGUAUGAUGACUGGGCUCUUGGAGCCAAGCUCUGGAGCAGCGUAUAUUGAAGGUUUAGAUUUGAGGACUCAAAUGAAUGAAAUAUAUGGCAGUAUGGGUGUGUGUCCACAACAUGACUUGCUUUGGGAGACCCUAACAGGAAGGGAACACUUAUUAUUUUAUGGAAGAUUAAAAAAUCUCAAGGGUUCUGCGUUAAGCCGAGCAGUGGAGGAAUCUCUCAAAAGUUUCAAUCUUUUCCAAGGUGGAGUUGGUGACAAAGCAGCAGGAAAAUAUAGUGGAGGUAUGAAGAGAAGACUCAGUGUGGCCAUCUCAUUGAUCGGGGACCCUAAAGUUGUUUAUAUGGAUGAGCCCAGCACAGGACUUGAUCCUGCUUCAAGGAAAAUGCUGUGGGAUGUUGUGAAGCGUGCAAAACAAGAUCGAGCAAUCAUUCUUACCACACACUCCAUGGACGAGGCGGAAUAUCUUUGUGAUAGGAUAGGUAUCUUUGUUGAUGGAAACUUCCAGUGCUUGGGAACUAUAGAUGAGCUAAAGGCUAGAUACGGAGGAUCGUACAUGUUCACCGUGACAACCUCACCAGAGCAUGAAAGAGAUGUGGAGGUCUUAGUGAAACAUCUAUCUCCACAUGCUAAGAAGACUUACCAUUUGUAUGGAACCCAGAAAUUUGAGCUGCCAAAAGACGAGGCUAAAAUUUCUGAUGUAUUUCUAACAGUUAAACUUGCAAAGCAGAAGUUUACAGUCCAAUCUUGGGGUUUGGCUGACACAUCUUUGGAGGAUGUCUUCAUUAAGGUGGCAACUGAGGCACAAUGAUUUUCUACUUAUGUUGCUUUGUCAUACUAUAGGUCAUACUACCCUUCAUUUUGCUCAUGUUACAUGUAAUUUUCAAGUAUUCCUUUCAAGUCAUCAAUCUCAGUUUAAUGUAUUAAGAUUAA